ACAACACUUGCAUUUGGAGCCGCGUAUGUCACUGCUGAGAGGGUGAGACCGCAAAGGUAAAGAUUUCCGAAGAUCUUGUCAUCUUGUCUCGUCAACUCCCACAUGGCAGUAAACUCACUCAAAGAUUAAACCAGGUACACUCAGCUCCAGAGCAUUGCCUUCGUAGAUGCCGCUCAGUCUCCGUCUUUGCAAAUGGCUUGCUGCUUGAAGGACGAGCUCCUCUGUUCAAUCUGCCUCAGCAUCUACCAGGACCCCGUCAGCUUUGGCUGUGAGCACUACUUUUGCCGAAAGUGUAUCACCGAGCACUGGAGCAGACAGGAGCUUCACGGAGUGCGGGACUGUCCUGAGUGCCGGAGGACCUUCACUGAUCCUCUCCUCUCGCCGAGCCUCAAGUUGUCCAACAUUGUGGAGCGCUACUCGGCCUUCCCACUGGACGCCAUCCUUAACGCUCAGAGAAGCUCCUACCCCUGCAAGGACCACGAAAAGGUCAAGCUCUUCUGCCUCACCGACAAAAGUCUGGUGUGCUUUUUCUGUGACGAGCCGGCACUACACGAGCAGCACCAAGUAACCACUAUUGACGAGGCUUACGAAGAGAUACAGAGGGAGAUGAAGGAGCAGCUGGCCACCCUGCAGGACAGUGAGAAGGGACACACCGAGGCCCUGCAGCUCCUGCAAAGACAACUUACUGAGACCAAGUCCUCAGCCAAGAGUCUGCGCGCCACCAUCGGCGACGCAUUCGAGCGCCUUCACCGCUUCCUACGCGAGCGCCAGAAAAGCAUGCUGGAAGAGCUUGAGAUGGACACUGCCCGCAAGCUGGCCGACAUCGAGCACAAGAUCCAGCGCUACAGCCAGCAGCUGCGCGACGUCAAGGAGGGCAUCCAGAUCCUGCAGGAGCGCCUUAACGAGACGGAACGACACAACUUCCUGGAGGGAGUAGCCGUCACAUCUGAGAGGUGCUUCACCUGCUCUGAGUUUGCUAAAGCAGUCCCAGUGUCAUCACUGCAGUCCGAUAAGAAACUAAAUGUGGUUGUAAACACAUUAUCUUCAAGAAGGAUCAGGAUUAAAGGGAAGAUACAUGAGACCAAUCUGACGUAUGAAGACUUCCCGACAUCCAAGUACAUGGGGCCCUUACAGUACACAAUAUGGAAGUCUCUCUUCCAGGACAUCUCACCAGUGCCAGCAGCAUUGACCCUCGACCCCAUCACAGCACAUCAACGACUUAUCCUCUCAGACGAUUGUACCAUAGUGGCCUACGGGAACCUCCAUCCGCAGCCCCUGCAGGACUCCCCGCGCCGCUUUGACGUGGAGGUGUCUGUUCUGGGCGCAGAUGGCUUUUUGUCGGGCGUCCAUUACUGGGAGGUGAUGGUGUCGGAGAAGACCCAGUGGAUGAUCGGUGUGGCCCAUGAGACAGUCAGCCGCAAGGGCAGCAUCCAAAUCCUGCCCAGCCGCGGCUUCUACUGCAUUGUCAUGCACGACGGCAACCAGUAUAGCGCCUGCACCGAGCCGUGGACCCGCCUCAAUGUAAAGAGCAAGUUGGAGAAGGUGGGGGUGUAUCUGGACUACCACAAAGGCCUGCUCAUCUUCUACAAUGCCGAUGACAUGUCCUGGCUCUACACCUACCGGGAGAAAUUCCCCGCCAAGGUCUUCCCCUAUUUCAGCCCUGGCCAGAGCCACGCCAACGGCAAGAACGUGCAGCCGCUGCGAAUCAACACUGUACGCCUUUAGGAGCUGCACACAUCUGUGGUCAUGAUUGUCCUGACAGAUAAUGCACACAACUUGUGUAAGUUUUGUGUGUAAGUUUUAAGAUGAGAUAAGAAGUGAGUUUAAAAAUGUUUAAUGGGUGUCUGAAAUUUGAUUUAUUUCAGUUCAGUUAAGACUUGUGAUUGAUGUUGCUAUUAAAGCAACACUGUAACUUUUUCCCUCUUCUGUUGUGAGUUGUGGUUCCAAUGAGACAACCCGUAGGGGGACCGAAGAGUGAAACGGUUACAUAGUGCUGCUUUAAGACCUGAGCUGUUGUUGUUGCGUGACUUGAAAUGGCUAUACGAUAAUGGCCCGCACUUCAUUCCGUAUCUUUAAUUGAAAAGAUGAAAGGUAAUAAAGUCAAACAUUGCACACACUCCCAGGGGGCAACGCUCUCCUUAUCAAUCUCCAGACUUGUCAGACCUGAAAUCCCCUCUCUGUUCAAGCAAGAGGACACUGAAGACUGGUCACUUGUCUUCGCUGUGCUGUACAGUUGGCUUAGCUUUGUCUGUGGAAUGGGAUUGACAACACUCUGCUCCCUUUUUGGCUUUCGUUUGCCCAGCAAUCCACCCGGAUCUUGUCAAGUCUGUCAGUGCUUUUUCCUCCUGUCUAAGACCAGGAUCUUGGUUCCUCCUGCAGGUCACAGCCACAUGUGUCCGUUCAGUCAAGUAUGACUUGAUCACCUAGAACAAACUAAAGGUAUCAAAGUAGUUUAUAGGCUGCCCGUCCGUAUCAACUGCCCAGCCUACCCACUCAUAUUGGAAACGUGUGUUUGGAGGUGGACUUUGUGCAGAAAUAGGCUGCUACUGAUGGAGUAAGGACUUGCAUGUUUUUAUGUUGAGUAUCAAGGGUUAAAAGAACAAGUCUAUCAUCAUGCUGGCUCAUGUUAAGUUUCUGCUCCAAAACCCAAAGUAUGCUAGCCAUCAGCAUUCACUAUACCUGUGGGUUAUUGUCCACUUCAGUGUUGAAUUCAAAUUCUUUUCUGCUUUCAGUCAUGAUGUUUGAUCAGUUUGUCUUAAAAUCAAAAGAACAUUACAUUUUAUGAUUAAUUAAUGCCGUCAGAGUACAUAGCCUCGUGAGGCGGAGAUCUCCUAAUUGUAGAAGCAGAAUUUCUCAGAUGUGAAAAUCUAAGAGGUUAAAGAUUAAUUAUUACUCAAUUAUUUUUACAGAGACCAUCUGCCUUUCUUUUCAUAUAAUGUAUGUAAAGCUAUGUUUUGGAAAACUAUCAAGAAAAAUGAUGAUGGAUGGAUGGACUCUGGGGGUAAAUAUGUUAUUCCUGUGUGACUGGCAUUCCCAAGGCUCUCACUGUGUUACAUAAU
Molecule: messenger RNA, 3059 nt
Organism: Etheostoma cragini (Arkansas darter)
Lineage: Eukaryota; Metazoa; Chordata; Actinopteri; Perciformes; Percidae
Gene: trim62.1
Product: tripartite motif containing 62, tandem duplicate 1
Exons: 6
Coding region: 193-1725 (510 amino acids)
Biological process (GO): innate immune response; positive regulation of canonical NF-kappaB signal transduction
Molecular function (GO): protein binding; zinc ion binding
Source: RefSeq, a predicted model, not a curated record